AUGAAAACGGAUUACGCUAUGGAUGAGAUGCAGAAGAGAACCUCUUCAAUCAUCGGUCUGUCUGAUGUGACAGACAAUAAGCUGAUCUGGAGGCAGCUGAUCGCUGAACUGGCAGGAACCUUCGUGCUGGUGUCCAUUGGUGUGGCGUCCUGCAUCACCAUCCAAAAUGCCAACGCACCACAAACGACUAGCAUUGCACUUUGCUUCGGUCUUCUCGUUGGAUCUAUUGUGCAGGCCACGGCCUAG
Molecule: messenger RNA, 246 nt
Organism: Spodoptera exigua (beet armyworm)
Lineage: Eukaryota; Metazoa; Arthropoda; Insecta; Lepidoptera; Noctuidae
Source: the annotation of a GenBank genome assembly